UGGUUAUAACCCCGUCAGACACACAAACAACAGAUACAACAUCGCUAACAACCUAUUCGACACUCACAACGCGUCCUGAGAUGACAACGGGUCUGGAAGACACCGACACAACUUUGACAACAACGACAUCUAUAAAGCUGGGUGCCGGUGUGGGAGGAUCAUUUCUGUUAAUAACUAUCAUCGUAAUCAUCGUCGUUUUCGUCAAGUACAAACGGAGAAAGUUGAAAAGGGACGCGCCUGCUUCUGUACAACAAAUGGCAUCCAUGGAUGUCGAAGAUAAGAAGAACAAUGAAUACCAUUCCCACAAAGACGCUCCAAUACCAGAUCCUGCAGCUCUGUAUGCAAUUUCAGACCUUUCAGCUAACAGCUCCUCAAACAAGUUUCGAACCGAUGCAUCGCCGGACCAAACAGCUGACCUUUCUUUGCUUUACGCCUUGCCAUACGAACAAACUGCCAUGAACGCGGCCGAUGUGGGGGCGCUGUAUGCGGUGUCAAAUAUGAAAAAAGCUAAUCACGUGACGAGCGAUGGCGUCGGAAUGCAUGCGCCACUAGAAGCAUAUGACAUUAAUGCGGAUGCUGAUGAGGACAAUACUGUGAUGAUAGAAAACGAGAUUUAUAAUUGUUAGUAAUUCAGUUUAUUAGCAAAUGCUUCUA
Molecule: messenger RNA, 654 nt
Organism: Strongylocentrotus purpuratus (purple sea urchin)
Lineage: Eukaryota; Metazoa; Echinodermata; Echinoidea; Camarodonta; Strongylocentrotidae
Exons: 3
Coding region: 81-626 (181 amino acids)
Source: RefSeq, a predicted model, not a curated record